AGCUCUCUCCCCACUUCCUACUCAAUUCCUACUUCACCCGGUCCUCGUCGGGUACUUAACCAACCCGCACCUCUCGUUCUGUAACUACCCACGACACCAUAGCGACACCAUGUCUGUUCCACGCUCACACUCUGUGCCUCACUUCACUUCUGCCAGCCUCCGGCGCACCAAAAUAUCCAGCGGCGUGCCCGCUACCGACGACGCCGACAUCCAUGCCCGUGCAAAAUUGCCUCGGCACCGUAGUACCGCGGCCAUUGCGUCGACCAAGCACUGGGCGUCGGUCUACACUCCUCGCGUUGAGAAGGAGGACCCGUUCAGCCUUUCCGGCUUCUUCCCUGCAAACUUCACUGCCCUAGAACACUCCGGCGCAGAGCAAGAGUGGGACUGGCUGCGCGCCUCCUCAGGCGACGUGGAUGAGUCCGGACUUGUCUCGCCUGUCACCGAGAGCGAGGACGAGUGGAACCUUCCGACACCUUGUUCGGAGGACGCGGUGGACGCGUUCGCGAACGAAGCCAUCGAACGCGAGGACAAGCUAGGGAUUCUGGCGUUGAGCAGUGACUCGUUCCUGCCGUCGCGCGGUGACGAACUCUAUGUCGAGUCGGAGGAACAUAUCCUGUUAUCGCCCUUCACGCGGACAGGUGACCCAUUGGAUGCUGAUGCUGUCGUCGAUGCUCUUCGAGCGCUGCGUACGGCAUACAGUCUUCCGUCUGGAUCAGCUGUCAAGCACGAAUCCGCGGCCCUGCAUGAGCUGUUUUCUCCAGAGAAGGAGUCAGACGAUAAGGUGAAGGUCGAGGCGGGGGGCUGGGGAGCGCUUGUCUCGUGGGGCGUGAGUAGAGUGGAGGACUAUUUUUCGCCGGCGGUCAGCGAUUAGCUUUCUUUUCUUUGUCUCUGGGGUUGUACUUUCUCGGCGUGCACAAUGUAUGUUCAUGUCGAGUAGAGCGCGGCGUUUGUGUGUUUCGUGAGAUAGAAUGGCAUGUGGCUGCGACUGCAAACCAG
Dichomitus squalens LYAD-421 SS1 is the source of this 996-nucleotide messenger RNA. RefSeq lists its product as uncharacterized. Lineage: Eukaryota; Fungi; Basidiomycota; Agaricomycetes; Polyporales; Polyporaceae. The record is from RefSeq and is a predicted model, not a curated record. The coding region runs from base 110 to 871 and encodes 253 amino acids. The transcript has 2 exons.